Molecule: messenger RNA, 13023 nt
Organism: Podarcis lilfordi (Lilford's wall lizard)
Lineage: Eukaryota; Metazoa; Chordata; Lepidosauria; Squamata; Lacertidae
Source: the annotation of a GenBank genome assembly
AUGGCAACCUGGAUGAGCCUUUUCUUAACUCAGUUGACCUUCAUUGCUGCAUCUAUAAAGGGCGGCUUGGCAGAGGAGCCAGAAACUAGCUGCUGUGCACGUGAGUGUGACUUGGAAGGGGGCAAGAGGUGUUUGUAGAAAUGGCAAAUGCUCAGCGCCAGCCUUCAUCGGGCUCUUCUGUGAUGACAGAAGCUGCCUUAAACCAAGACAGACCAUUGGUCCAUCUAGCUCAGUCUUGUUUUCAAAGAUGCUCUAUGGGGGUUUAGGCAAGGAGUCUCUCCUAGCCCCACCUGGAGAUGCUGGAAACUGAACCUGGGACCUUUUGCAUGCAAAGCAGGUGCUGUCCCACUGAGCUACAUUCUUUCCUUAGCCGAUUUAUCUGAGGACUGGCAAUGGGGUGAUUUCCAUCCCCAUCAGGCUCUCUGUAUAGACAGCAGUGUGUGCGUGUGCGUGCGCAUAUGUAUGCACACAGCACUGCCAAAAUGAGUGAGAGUGCAAAGAAACUUUGCUUGGUGGUGGAUGGAUCCGAUUCUUGAGCUGGGGGUUAGCUACCCCUUUACCUCUCCAGAGUAAAUAGCCAGCAACCAGUCUUGCUAACAUGGUUCAGAAUCCUUGCCUCCAGAGCAUCUUUAAUUUCAUUGUUUUGCAUGGGCACAGCCCUGAUGCUAGAAUGCUGCAGGCAGAGGUCUGGCACAUCCUUAAUUGCCCUGGGUGGGGCUAGCUAAGAUGUGCUGGCUGUGCCCAGUGAUUCACCAGGAUCUACCCACUGGGCAUAUCUAGAAGUGUCCCUAAUUUCAUCUGUCACACACUGAAGGGUAUGAUCUCGACAAGGCUUGUUUGACAUGUCAGAGUCCAUUUGCAGUGACUUCGCCGAAAUUAAAAAUAGCGGUGCCUGUCAAUUGCCUUGUAGCUGAGGCAGUAGUGUUAUGGUCAGCUGACAAGCUUUUGGGAUGGAAUUGAUGAGCCCUCAUAAAUAAAAAUUAUAUUAUUACCUGUACUUCACCCCGAGAUCCUAGGGUGGGUUGCUACAAAUUAAAACACAGCAUAGAAUCAGUGAAUUGUAGGGGUGGAAUUCCAAAACCCAGGAUGCACAAACAGAUAAUUCCAGGAUAUUGUGUCUGAAAGAUACCAACACAGUAAACACAGUGUUUUUUAAAAAAGGAAGUUACCAAAAAAAUACAAUCAUUAAGAGGUUGGAUCCUGAAAAUAUGCUUCUCCCAUGUGAAAGUUGCCUCUCUAGCAUUCCCCCAAAGCUGUGUAGUGAAUACAGCUCUGUGGGGAGAGAGUUCUACAACUUGGGGACUGCGACAUAGUGCCUUCUCCUGAGCAGCCCCCCCUCAGCUUUUGAGGGUGGUGGAACAAGCAAGAGGGGACCCUCUGCUGAUCAAACACCCGGGGGGGGGAGGUCUGUAAUAAAGAAGGUGGUCUUUCAGAUAUUUGUGACCUGAUUUGUUUAGGGCUUUAAACGCUAACACCUUGAAUUGGUCCUGUAAAACAAAAGCAUCUAGCCCGAAACUGAAUUUCAGUGUAUAGGUACAGCCAGGGACACCUGCACCUGAAUAACAAAGAGAUGCUGUAUUAGGCAACACCCCCUCACCAGUCCUGCCUUGCCCCUUCCUUGAGAGCUUUGGCCUGGCUGAAAAGUGUACUUCAAGAUAAGUACCCAUUGGCUUGGAUCAAGAGGGAUCUGUGAGCAUGUGUACAAGGUAGCUACCAUAUAAAGGUACAAUUCACAUUCAUUGCUCUGCCCACCCCUGAAAUGUGGCCCCUAGCAGGUUAACUUGAAGGAAAGUGGCUCUCAAGUUGUGCUGGAGUAUAGGGGCAGCUCUGACCUUGAAUGGCUCCUGAUCUUGAAUGCACAGGAUCCUGCCGGGAAACAGAAAACUUUGCCUUGUGACCGUCAAGUUCUCAGAAAGCUGUGGCCCUAGAACCCUGUUUGAAUCACUGCACCAUUUUUGUUUUCCAGAGCUAAAAGGGCUGUCUGAGUGUGGGCCAGAGAAGAAAUUCUUUUUCCAAGGCCAGCCUGGGACUCCCGGGAUCCCUGGCAUACCGGGAACAAUUGGAUCACCUGGAGCUAAGGGAGAUCCUGGUCCUCUGGGGCCCCCUGGUAAGAGGACCCCAUCAAUAUCCAGAUGGAGAAGGCCACUCGCCCUUGCAUUUCCCAGUUGAAGUGUUGCUAUUGUUUGCAUUUCUAUCCCACCUCUUUCUCCAAGGUGCUAAAGGUGGCAUCCCUGUUUCUCCCCCACCUCAUUUAAUCCCCACAUUAACCUUGUGAAAUAAAUUAGGCUGAGAGGCACUGACUGCCCAAAAGGUCACCCAGUGGGCAUGGUGAAAUGGGGAUUUGAACUCUGGUCGCCCGGGUUCUAGACUGGCACUCCAACCACUAAACCUCACAGAUGUAGAAGCAGCUGGACUCUUCUGUUGUUUAUGCUUAGCACAGUCACCAUCAAAAGUAGCACCCUCAAAAGAUGGGGCACAGCAGUUAGACUACCCCUUCUUCUGUAGCGAUAAUUUCCCCUUUCCAGAAUUUCUUGCUUCAAAAUGAACUCAGAAGAGCUCAUUUACCCUCCUCUGUCCGAUCUCAGUGUGGAGUUGUUGGGUGGCCAAUGCUGUGCCCUCCUGAUCUUGUUUGACUCCCAACUCUGAUAUGCAGGGAGAUAAUGCAUCUCUGCUGGGAGGGGAUUCCAACAGUUAGGGAGCCGUGACUGAGAAGGCCCUGCUAUGAGUCACUGUGACACGAGCCGUAGUUAAAGGUGGAACCAGUUUGGUUUUUUUCUGGGGGUACACAGGGGUACCCAUACCCCUAAACAUUUUGUGAAUCUAAGUUUGGCCUCAUUGAGGAGCAGUAUUUCAAUAGGAGUAGGAAAAUGAAAGUACCCCUAAACAUUUUUUUUUAGAAAACAGCACUGGGUGGAACUAUUGGCAGGGCAGAUCUCAAAACUAGGACUGGUAUAUUCCUGGGAGAGGCGCUAUUUCAAGUAUGCUGGCCCCAAAUUAAUCUAGGGCUUUUUCAUUCCUGGUGGUCUUUAUACGAGCUACUAUUUAAGAACUGAUGCCCGAGUUUGCUUUCCACCCCCCUCUUCCUUCCUCCUCCUGUUUUCCUUUUGUGUCGCCUCUUUUGGGGUGUGAGCUGAGCCUGUGAGCAGAGACUGCCUUGUUUUAGCUGAUUGUGCGAAAGCUGCUCUGGGAGACUUUUCAACUGAAGAGCGGGUUAAAAAUGCUUCACUUAAAUACAUACAUAAAACCCUUCUCUUUCAUUCAGGUGAGAAGGGCUCCCCUGGAGAGCAUGGAAAAGCUGGACCCAAAGGAGACAAAGGUACAAGAGGCAUUUCUUCUAACUCUGUGGACCAAACUAGAUAGGAUGAUUGGCCCUGGUUUGUUUUUUCUUUUCAAAAUUGGUGGUGGUUGUGUGUGUGCGUGCCCUUAAUUAGGACUGCAGCCACAAGGUAGAGAGGGGUUUAACCCUUCACCAUAACCAUGAGUCUAGUCUGCAUUGUAGGGGUCCUGGACUUGCUGUUCUUUUCUUUGGUGUCCGUGGGAAUUUCCCUCCCCAUGCAGACAGCAAGAACAGGGGGAGAGAUCCAGAUCAGGACAGUCAAGGGGUUCCAGAACCUUGACAGAACCCGAGAAGAGCCUGUCGGGAAGAGCCUGCCAGUGGCCCAUCUAGUCCAGCACCCUGUUCUCUCAGUGGCUACCAAGGUGCUUGUGGGAAACCAAGUGGUUUCUGGGAACUGCCAUUCAAAAGCAUCACUGCUUCUAAAGUGAUGGACUGGCUAAGUUAUCAUCAGCUCAAUGCUAGGUUUAAGAUAGAUAACAAAAGAGAGUUUUGCAGACCAGCAAUCACAAUUCGAAAGGGAUUUAUUAGGUUCCAAGGUUAAAAUUCUUUCUAAAAUGUACAAAUUAUUACUUGAAUGGGAGACAAAAGAGGAGUUGGUCAAGUCAUCUAUGCUUAGUUGGGCUAGGGAUGUGGGACACAAUACUGAUUUAAACUUAUGGCAACGUCUAUGGACAAACAACAUGUAAUUUCCAUCAUGCUAUACUUUAAAGGAAAACAAUCUAAAGAUGGUUCACAGGUGGUACUUGGCAUCAAAUAGGUUGGCAAAGAUGUUUAAAUCACAGAGUGAUAAACGCUGGAAGUGUAAAAAACACACACACAAAAACAGUAGGAACAAGUUGCCACAUGUGGUGGUCUUACAGUGUGAUUAAAGAAUACUGGGAAACAAUUUAUAACGAGCUCAAAAAAAUGUUUACAAGAUCCUUCCCUUCCUCCUGGGCAUAACAACAUCUGAAGCCCCAAAGAACCAAAUGAGUCUGUUGCCAUAUGCUACCACUGCUGCUCAGAUUUUACUGGCACGAAAGUGGAAAACGGACGCAGUGCCAACAAAAGAUGAGUGGCAUCACAAAUUGUUGGAGCUGGUGGCUAUUCUACAAAUAGAAUAAGAAAUAGAGAUGACAAAAAACUGGAAGUUAUAUAUAGAAUAUAUGAAAAAUCAUUAUAACAAGAUAAUUAACCUAGCAGGGUGUGAGUAGUUAUAGCAGCGUAAGUUAUAACAAGAGGUAAAGAGAGGAAGAAUGAAAUAUUUAGAUAAACAAGAAGACGAGGUGGGGAAAGGAUUAGAAUUUGUUCAAUCUUCUUUUAAAGCCUUCCAGCCCUGUGGUGGUCACAAUCUAACCUGUUCACAGCCUUGCAGUUAUUUACUAAAGAAAGUGGGUGCAGCAGGAUCCACCAGCACACAAGGACCAAUCACGUGCUAAACGUCACAUCUUGAGUUUAAGAUUCUUUUCACAUGUGAACUUGUUUUUAUAUCUGGAACCGUUUUUUAAUUGUUGUUAUUGUUUGUGCUUUUGCUGUGAAAUUGCUUUGAGAUACCUUACGGGAAGCGAUUCAUAAAUGGCAGUAAAUAAAUAAAUGGGCUGGCAUUUGCAGGUGACACUAAGCCAAACCAUGGUUUAGCCAAACAUGUGAACGUGUUGUUUCUCAGGAGAAGAUUGUACCUCCCUGCUCCUUUAAACUCAGUACAGCACAACAGCUAAGCCAAGGUCUGGCUUAGCAUGUGGUCUGAAGCCAGGGUUGUGGUUAAACUCUUUCCUUUACUGCAUUUGAAGUGAGUGCUAGCUACAUGUGACCCUCACACUGACCUCACUAACCAAAGGCUGUUUGUUUUCCACCCCCUAUAGGAGAAGCUUGUGCUUUGGACUGCGGAGGCAGCUCCCAGCAAGAAGGUAGAGCCUUUCCUAAGCCAAGCCAUGCUUAUGCCCUAUCUGCACAAUGCAUUUAAAGCAGGAUCACACCACCAUAAACAGAAUCACCAUUAACUGACAAUAAAAAAGUAUGAAAGGAAGGGCUUUCUGCCCAAGACUCUGGGAAGCUUAAUAGAAAAUACUGGGCUGUAGGAACAAAUAGUCAGACCUGGGGUAAGGCAGCUUCCUACAUUCCUAACUUGUGCACAGGCCAUAAUUCAUAACACCUGCUUUGCAUGUGAAAAGUCCCAGGUUCAGUCCCUGGCAUCUCCAGGUAAGCCUGGAAAAGACUCUUUUUCCAGAAAAGAGCAUAUGCUAGUCACUGUACGUAGAUCAGCCUCCAACAACCUGGUGCCUUUCAAAUGUUUUGACUACUGCUCCUGUCAUUUCUGAUCAUACAUAUGCCAUGGUGGCAGAGGCUGAUGGGAGUUGGUCCAUCUGGUGGGCACCAGGUUGGAGAUGGGUGAUGUAGAAAAUACUAAACUACAUAGACCAAUGGUUUGAUUUGCUUCAAAGAAUUCUGGGCACUGUAGUUGACCCCUUGCAGAGUAACAAUUGCCAGCAGCCCUUAACAGAAGACAGUGCCCAGAAUUAUUUGAAGGAAAUCAUGUGCUUUGAAUGUGCUGCAAGGUAGAGUGUGUACGCAGCCUAGGUGUGCAUACAUGCAUGCCUACCCACACAAUCCAUAUAGUGGCAAUUAGCCUUUGAGAUUACAAGAUAGCAGCUAUUCACAUCUCUUCAGUGGGAGUUAAGCACAAGUCAGUGAGAGGCAUCUGCUCAUCAGAUGGCUUGUCGGCCUGACAUAAAUCUCCUUGUUUUUUGAGAAGGCCCAAGAGCCAAGAACUGCAAAGAGCUUCUAGACCAGGGCGAGACCCUAAGUGGGUGGUACACCAUCUUCCCCACAGCUAAGAAAACACUGGCUGUCUUCUGCGACAUGGAGACUGAUGGAGGAGGCUGGCUGGUGAGUCUUACUCACUGAGGCAUUGGGACAUCGCUGCUGCUGCACCGUGAGUGUUGGGGAAGGCCGCUCCCUCUUCAGGCUGAUUCCACCUGGCCUAGGGGGCGGGGCCCAGACUCACCUCCGCUACAGUUUUAAGGACACUGGUGCUGCCGCAGCAAUUGUUAAAAAUGUUUUUAUAUAUUUUAAAGUAUUUUAAAGGUGUUUUUACUUCUUACGUUAUUGUACCACCGUGAACAGUGGUUUUUAUCUAUGUAUUUUUAUUUUGUUCUGUUUUAUUGUGGUUUGGGGUGGGGAUUGGUUUUGCUUAGGUAGAAUUGUUUUCAGUUUGGUUUGGUUUUCUAUUUUGUAAAUGGAGGCUUGUAUGAGGCUUAGGAUUGCUACCGUGGAGGGCGAGGGAGGUAUGGUGGUGGGGGCAGAUGUUAUAGGCGAAGGGGAUCGAGAUACGGAUAUGCUCGUACCCCUUCCAAUCUGCGCCCCAUCCCGAGGGACGAGGGUAGGGUGAGCAAGGAUUACUCACCUCCGUCACUGGUGUUGUGCAAUGCCAGGUCUAUAGGCAACAAAACCGCCACUCUGCGAGAUUUCUUUACCUCGCAGGGGUUGACCUGGCUUGUGUGACGGAGACCUGGGUACGCGAAGGGGCAACAGUUACCUUACGAGAGAUGGCGCCCCGGGUUUCUCCGUCCUCCACCAGUCACGGACUGUGGGCCGGGGGAGGGUGGCAUUGUUAAUCCGGGAAGAUUGUCCUUUCAGGGCUCUACCAUCGCCAUCGAUCCCGGCAUUGAAUGUGUUGGCCUAGUGUGGGGCUCUGAGGUGAGCUUGGCUGUCUGGCUGGUGUACCGGCCACCUAGCGCACCAGCAGCCACCCUGUCAGGCCUACUGGAGGCGGUGGCCGGCUGGGCCUUGGAGUUCCCUAACCUAUGGGGAGUGGGGGACUUCAUCCGCCAUGCUGAUGCCACUCCCUCCUCACAGGCUCUGGACCUGGUGUCUUCCAUGGCAACACUAGGGCUCUCCCAGUUUGUUUCAGGCCCCACACAUCAAGCAGGCCACACGCUGGAUUUGAUCUUUGGCGUAGGUAUAGAUGUGAUCAUGUCUCCUUCAAUUAAGGUGCCAUGGUCUGAUCACUACGCUCUGAAAGCCAGGAUUGACUUUCCACCCCACCCUGCUUAGGUGGCGAGCCGAUUUGGGCUCGCCCGCAGAGGCUGAUGGACCCUGAUAGAUUCCGUCAAGCCUUGCGGGACCUUGCUCCCCCUGGCGACUCAUUGACUGAGCUUGUUGAGGGCUGGAAUACCCAGCUCCUGGCAGCCAUAGAUGAGAUCGCACCUAAGCGCCCUCUGCGACUCCGCAGAACCCGGGCUCCCUGGUUUACCGCGGAACUUCGGAAAAUGAGCGGGACCUCAGGCGGCUAGAGCGAGUAUGGCGGGGUGCCCGUGGCGAGACCUCAAGAACAUCUUAUAGGGUUUUUAUGAAAACCUAUGAGAUGGCGGUGAAGGCCGCUAAGAGUCUUACUUCUCGGCCUCCAUUGCAUCCGCUAGCUCUCGCCCAGCGCAAUUAUUUAGUAUAAUUUGUCUUUAACGUCCCUUGAAGGACAGCCAAAUUUAAAUAACAAUCUGCCACACAGCUGCGAGGCAUUUGCGAGCUUUUGCGGAGAAGGUCCUGUUGCUCCGCCAUGACCUCCCUGCCAAUUUGGAUACAAUAAAGGAACUGGAGGCCCCUCGACUGUCCUCGGGUCCAGUAUUGGACCACUUUGAUCGGAUAUCCCCAGCCGAUGUGGACAGACUCCUCCGAGCUGGAAAGCCCACCACCUGUCCUCUUGACCCGUGCCCGUCUUGGCUGAUUAGAGCGUGUCCAGUCGUGGUGCGGGCCCCUGGGAGAUAUCAUCAAUUUGUCCCUUGGCACCGGGAUAUUUCCAGGGGAAGGAAGGAGGCAGUGGUGCGCCCGCUCUUAAAGAAAACAUCAUUAGAUCCCUUAGAUCUAUCCAAUUACCGCCCGGUUUGAAUCUUCCAUUCCUGGGUAAGGUGAUUGAGAGAGCGGUUGCUGAACAGCUUGGUAGGGGACUGGAUGUACCAUCGGCUCUGGAUCCAUUCCAGUCUGGCGUCAGCGCUGGGCAGGGGACCGGGGCGGCGCUGGUCGCCCUAACAGAUGAUCUCUGCAGGCAGCUGGAUCGAGGUGGGUCGGGGCUGCUGAUUCUUCUAGACCUGUCAGCAGCCUUCGACAUGGUUGAUCACGAACUCCUGGACCACCGCCUUGCCAGCGUGGGGAUCCAGGGCACAGUCCUUCAAUGGCUGCGCUCGUUUCUCUCCGGUCGGGGACAGAGGGUGGCGCUUGGGGGGGAAUUGUCAUCCCGCCACUCCUUGGUGUGUGGAGUGCCUCAGGGUGCGAUACUCUCCCCGAUGCUUUUUAACAUCUUUAUGCGCCCCCUCGCCCAGCUUGUCCGGAGUUUUGGGCUGGGUUGCCAUCAGUAUGCCGAUGACACCCAACUCUAUCUGUUGAUGGAUGGCCAUCCUGACUCGGCCCCAGACACACUGACCAGAUGUUUGGAAGCUGUGGCUGGAUGGUUACUGCGAAGCCGGUUGAAGUUAAAUCCUUCGAAGACAGAGGUCCUCUGGCUGGGACGGGACGAUAUGGGAUUGGGGGCAACUCCCAUCUCUUGCGAGGGUGCAAUUAGUGCCAGCACCGUCCGUUAAGAGUUUGGGUGUAAUCUUCGAUACCUCCCUCUCUAUGGAGGCGCAGAUUACAGCUAUAACAAAGGCGGCAUUUUGUCAUCUCCGCCAAGCUAAGCAGUUGGCCCCUUAUCUCUCUCGCCCUGACCUAGCCACUGUGAUCCACGCGACGGUCACCUCCAGACUGGAUUAUUGUAACUCGCUCUACGUGGGGCUGCCCUUGAGACUGACCCAGAAACUCCAGCGGGUGCAGAAUGCCGCGGCGAGACUCCUUAUGGGGUCUUCGCUGCGAGAUCACAUUCAUCCGGUACUAUACCAGCUGCACUGGCUCCCGGUGGAGUACAGGAUCAGGUUUAAGGUGCUGGUUUUAACCUUUAAAGCCCUAUACGGCCUAGGACCCUCGUACCUACGGGACCGCCUCUCCUGGUAUGCCCCACAGAGGAACCUACGGUCUGCAAAUAAAAACAUCCUGAAGGUCCCAGGCCUCAGAGAGGUUAGGCUGGCCUCAACUAGAGCCAGGGCUUUCUCGGCUGCGGCUCCAAUCUGGUGGAGCAGCUCUGUCACAUGAGACUAGGGCCCUGCGGGACCUGACAUCUUUCCGCAGGGCCUGCAAGACAGAGUUGUUCCACCAGGCCUUUGGUCAGGGCCCAGCCUGACUCCCACCUCCGGCAACCUGCACAGAACUUUGCUUAACGGUUGCCAUUAAUUUGAUUUUAAUUAAUUUUAUAAUGAAAUGUUUUAGAAUGUUGGAUUAUUUGAUUGUUUGAUUAUUUGUUUGUUGUUAGCCGCCCUGAGCCUGGCUUUGGCUGGGGAGGGCGGGAUAUAAAUAAAAUUUAUUAUUAUUAUUAUUAUUACUGCCCCUGUGCAACCUGCCUGAUAGCUCUAAAACAGGCAUCCCCAAACUCGGCUCUCCAGCUGUUUUGGGACAACUCCCAUCAUCCCUAGCUAACAGUGGGAGUCAGUGUGGUGUAGCGGUUAAGAGAGGUGGACUCGUAAUCUGGUGAACCGGGUUCGUGUCUCCGCUCCUCCACAUGCAGCUGCUGGGUGACCUUGGGCUAGUCACACUUCUUUGAAGUCUCUCAGCCCCACUCACCUCACCGAGUGUUUGUUGUGGGGGAGGAAGGGAAAGGAGAAUGUUAGCCGCUUUGAGACUCCUUCGGGGAGUGAUAAAGCGGGAUAUCAAAUCCAAACUCCUCUUCUUCUUUUAAUAGGACCCGUGGUCAAGGAUGAUGGGAAUUGUAGUCCCAAAAGAGCUGGUGGGCCGAGUUUGGGGGUGCCUGCUCUAAAACAAGCCCUCCAAAUGUUGCUGGACUACAAAUAUAACAAAUAUAACAAAAUAUAGUCAUCAACGAAUAUAACGAAAGUAGUCAUCAACAAUAAAUAGAGCAUCUUGAUGUACACAAAUUGAAACAAUCUCCACAUAAACCAUAAGAUCUAAAAAACAAAAUAUAUCUUAAAAACAGCAACAAACCCCCCACAACAACCCCCCUAAACAAUAUCUCAGACCAAGAGUCUGUUCUUAGCUUUUUGAAGCUGGAGUCAGUCAGGGCCCCACUCUCCCAGGCCAAGUGGAAAAGGUCUUCUAGGACUCACAACCAAGGUGGGUCCUGACUGUUGGCUACGCUGCCUGGGGCUGAUGGGACUUGGAGUCCAACAACACCUGGAAGGCCACAGAUGCCCCAUCCCUGCUCUAGAAAGAAGACUGUGGCCAUGGUGCUCACACUGUGCCUGAGGAAUCUGUCAUUUCCAUUGGGCACCUAGAACAAUUCUGGCAAUAGAUGCUUGUUAAACAUGAACAGCAGUAAAACUGUAUGGCAUCUCACUAUACUGAAUACAAUAAGAUGGGUCACUGGGGAUUAAAUUGGUCUUCUUUCAUCAUUGGCCAAAAAGAUGUUACAGAAAAAGCUGGGUUUUUUGUUGGUACAGUGGUACCUCGGGUUAAGUACUUAAUUCGUUCCGGAGGUCCAUUCUUAACCUGAAACUGUUCUUAACCUGAAGCACCACUUUAGCUAAUGGGGCCUCCCACUGCCGCCGGAGCACAAUUUCUGUUCUCAUCCUGAAGCAAAGUUCUUAACCCGAGGUACUAUUUCUGGGUUAGCGGAGUCUGUACCCUGAAGCGUAUGUAACCCGAGGUACCACUGUAUUGUUAUUGUAGUUAAGGGGUGAGUGAUUCUGGAGAUUAAGCCCAUUCCUGUCACGAAUGAAGGUCACCAAUAGCUGCCCUCCUCCAUGUGCAUCUACCUUACACUACAUAGGAGGUCUACAGAGAUAUUCAUGGAUGGAACUCAAAUUCCAAACUGUGAGAAGCUCUAGGGUGGGAACAGGAAAUCUCCAGCCCAGUGACCGUCGCACAUCCCAUUCACUGCCUAAGGUGAAAUAUGAAUGUACCACCAUGUCCCUCCCCCUUACCUGAAAAGCUGAAGAGACAAGAUCUCUCCUGAAAGCAGCACUACGGCUUCCACCACCAAGGCGGCUGCUUCACCUUGCCUCUUUGCCAGGCUGCCUCUACUCUAGCCUGAAGGCCAAAUGUGGCCUUCCGUGCCUCUCCAUUUGGCACUCAGAACUGUCCCCGAGCCACACCUACCCACCAGCACUAAUAACAAUACAAAAUGAACACCUGAGGCAGAGACCUUUUCAUCCAUCUAGAAAGGCUUGUAAAAGAAAGAAAAAAAGGCUUCGUUUGUUUCUGAAAAGCACGGUUUCAAGAGAAAGCUUGGCCUGUCAUCUUCCCAGGUGUUCCAGAGGAGACAGGAUGGAUCAGUAGAUUUCUACCGUGGCUGGGAGUCCUACAAGAGGGGGUUUGGGAACCGAGCAUCUGAGUUCUGGCUGGGCAACGACAACAUCCAUGUUCUCACUAGUUCGGGUAAGGCAGUUUUUGUGUUUCCAGUUGAUGACUGGAGUAUAGAACUCAUGUGCCUUAGCAUCUCCUGUGAGAAGAACCCAUAUUUACCAAAAGGCUCCCUUUUGCUACAGGUAUUCCUGUCCUCUCUCGACUCUGACAACCCUAUCCGGGUGCUUCCAGACUGACUAUGGGGUGGGAUUCAAUCACAUCCUAGCAAAUUCGGGUUGCAUAAUAAUAGAUGAUUGGGAGGGCUUGUGCAACAAACCCACUUCAUGCUUCCAGUGACUUUGUGUGUUUCUGAUUAGGGACACACCAACUGAGGGUUGAUGCAGAGGACUUUGCCAAAGUCAAAACUUUUGCCCUGUAUACAAGCUUCAAAGUCCUGAGUGAAAAUGACAACUACACAUUGACCCUGGGCUCUUACUCCAGUGGUGACAUGGGUGAGUUACUGGGAGAACCACACUGGGUCUACUCAGCUAGUAAAAUGGGCAAGUUCUUUCAUCAAUGGACAAGCAUCUAUCAUGUUUAUGUAAAUUAUUUUGACAUAGAUACCAUAUUCCACAACAGUUUAUCCUUCAGUCCUGUGUAAGACUAUAUCAAAGCUAUUGGUUCUACCUCCGACCCAUGUCUCAGUAGUUUUGUGUAUUUAAUCAGAGUCUCUUUCACUCCCUCUUAAUGAGCUCAGCAAAUGUGGAUCAAAGACAGCAUGACCGGUUCGGUCGCACGGGGCACAGAGCUUUGGGGGCAGUGCAGCAGGCACCAUAACUAUGAAGUCCAAUGGAAGGCAAGAGGUGUAGGGAGUGGAUUUUGGUGAUCACCAGGUGCCUUGGAAUGUUUAAAAAUGGAAAACUGAGGAGAGGUUGCAUUGGCCUGUUACAAUUUAUUUUACAGUCUCCCAGAUGGAGGCGUGGCUGGCUACCUGGGACCCCAAAAUAGAAGCACUCCUGUUACAGAAUGAGGAUGUACUGCAACAAUUUGUUGCAGAUCCCACCUGUGCCUUGUAUAAAAAAGAAGCCUUCCUUAUGUAUGCCAAGUAAAUUCAAGACCUGCCUUUACAUUCCACCUCCCCAGGAGAUUCUCUAUCUGUGCACGACAACAUGCCAUUUUCAACGCGGGACAAAGAUAAUGACAACAGUGUCUCCAGCUGCGCAGAAGUCUACACGGGUGCAUGGUGGUAUGGGGAUUGUCAUCAUUCUAACCUCAAUGGGCUCUAUCUCAAAGGCGAACACAGCUCUUAUGCCAAUGGCAUCAACUGGGCUGCUGGGAAGGGUUAUCAUUACUCUUAUAAAUAUGUGGACAUGAAAAUAAGACCAGAGUAG